AUGAUGGCCAAAGUGUUUGAACUCCUGGCAUUACUACUACCUCUCAUAUCCUCCGAAGUUGACGUGAGUUUAUAUUGUUAUUUGGAUACAUUACACAUAAUACAAUAUUACUUCAAUUUAGUACUACAAAAUUAGUGCUAACAUUUAGUACUAUAAAAGUACCUCAGCUUAGUACUAUGUAAAAUUUGCUACCACGAAGUAGGGUUAAGUUAUACGUUAUAGCUUAACGAACCCUACAUAUCGUCCGAAUCCCACCACUACAAGCUACGACCAUACCACGAUUUUCAAACAGAAGAACAAAGAUUACUGUAUCAUUUGAUGCGAACAUACGAACGAUCAGUACGACCGGUCAAAAACGCUUCGGAUACUGUUACAGUAAAACUGGGCAUGACUUUGACUAACAUUUUCGAUAUCGUAAGUACCCUACCCUACCUUAACCUACCCUAUUCGACCCCACCUUUUUCUGCCUUUUAGUACUCUACUUUACAGUACCUACUUUUAACUUUGAUUUCCCUACCUUUAUAUCCCCCUCAAAUUACCCUACAUUACCUCUGCCUUAAAUUACAGUAUCCUGUAAUUAAAACUUUUUUUAAAUUUCAGAAUGAAAAAAGCCAAGUUUUGACCAUUAAUGUUUGGCUAGAUCAAGAAUGGCGUGACGAAUUACUGGCAUGGGAGCCUAAAGACUUUAGUGGAAUUACCUCAAUUCGAUUACCUUGUGAUAGUAUUUGGCUACCUGACAUUUUACUCUACAAUAAGUAAGUCAUCUAUUUGUUGCAUUAAUCUCCUUUAUUUCUUACCGUAAUCUUGUCUCUUUUUUACAGUAAUCUUUUAAUACAUAACUUUUUUUGUAAAAUACGACUUACCAUCUUUCAUAAUUUUAGUGCCGAUGACUUUACAAGUGGAUACUACCGUAGUAGAGCCAUGUUAUUCUACGAUGGUACAGUAUUCUGGCCUCCACCUACGAGACUACGGUCCUUAUGUAAAAUAGAUGUCACUUAUUUUCCAUUCGAUGACCAACUAUGUAUAUUAAAAUUUGGAUCAUGGUCGUAUCAUGGAUUUCAAUUGGAUUUAACUAACCGAUCGACCAACAUUGAUCUGACAAAUUAUGUUGAAUCUGGAGAGUUCGAGUUGGUUAGAGUGCAUCAGAAGAGGAGGGUCGUCAAGUAUUCUUGUUGUGAGUUUAUAUUUAAUCUACACUACCCUAUUCUACCCUACCCUACCAAAACCAGCCUAUCUGAAAAUGAAAAUUAAAUACAUACUUUCAUUUUUAGGUGAUGAACCAUACCCUGACAUUACCUUCUACAUUCAUGUACGACGAAAGGUAAGACAAACAUUACCUAAACCAUCAAAAAAUAAACUAUAUAUUUUUCACUCAAAUUUUAAAACCUACAUGACCAUGUCCUACCCUACUCUACAUUAAACUAUAAUUUUAAAAUUUCCUUUUCAGACCUUGUUCUACAUUCACAACAUAGUACUGCCGUGUGUUAUGAUGUCGGUGCUAACGUUAUUGGUCUUUUAUUUACCUCCAGAUUCCGGUGAGAAAGUCGGUCUUGGAAUUACUGUGCUAUUGGCUUUCUCCGUAAGUUUUAAAAUUUUUAUCCACUCCAAAAAAAUCACCCCGCCCAAUUUUUUUUUCUUAAAAUCGUUUAAAACCCCAAAUAUUACCUUUGCCGUGUUAACUCAUAUUAUUAAUACCUUGUCCUCCCGUCUACUUUCAACUACCUUACCCCUCUCCGUCGUCCAUCAAAUUACCCUACCUAUCCCCUUCACUGGCCUUCAAAACCGUAGAAAAACCUCUCACUGUCCCAUUUUCUUGAACGUCUUCACGUACUUUUUCAUUUCCCAGGUAUUCAUGUUAGCAGUAGCCGAAAAGAUGCCAGAAACCUCAGACUCCCUCCCGCUCAUCGGUAUCUACCUAACCCUAAUCAUGUUCCUGACCUCAAUCUCAGUAGUGAUGACAGUCCUUGUCCUCAACUUUCAUCAUCGUGGCUUUGUCAACGAAGACGUGCCAGAAUGGGUUGAAGAAUGGCUUUUAAACAAGCUUCGACGAUGGGUCGGCAUCAAGAUGAAACCUUCAAAUACAAUAGCCAAAGUACCGUAUUCUGGUGAGAAGGCCAAGAAAAGGAGACCUACUAUCAUUAGUAUGAAGGGGGUGAACAAGGUCGAAUACGAAAUGAUUCCUAAUGGGGAUACAGCGACAGAACAGAACAAUAACCACGGAAGUAAUAAUAACACUGUGGUGAGACAACACGACCAUCUCAGUUUAGUUGAAACGACCAUUUUAACUUCGCUUCAGGUAAACUACGAUUUCUUAAUUUGGUACAAAUACGGUUUCAUCAUUUGGUGCAACUACCAAAUCAAAUUUUUAAAAUUAGGAAGCACAGGAUUAUUUGAACAACCUUUUUCGAAGAACAACCUAGCUAAAAUUUAGUAAAAACGUAUCUUGUGGUCUUUGUCAACGAUAUUUGUUUACGAAAUUUAAAAUUUGUUACCUAUUUUAUAUUUAGACCACUUUUCAUAAGCUCAACCUUAACUUUUUCACAACAAAAACACGUUUUCCCUAAACUUUUAGUCAUAAUACCACUUAAGAUAACAAAAGAACUAAAAACUUACUUUCAUUACUUUCAGGAGCUUCUCCAACAACAACGACACCAAUUCCAACAAGAAUCUCGAGCUGAAAAAUGGCGAAUGGUAGCAGAGGUUAUCGACCGGUUGUUAUUCUUCAUUUUCCUAAUAGCAACAUUGGCAAUCACACUGACGUUGUUGAUCAUGAUCCCGGUGGCCCGGAGGUUGUUUUACGAUGAUCAGUUCGACGAGAAAUUGUUUGGACGAAAUUGA
This is a messenger RNA of Bursaphelenchus okinawaensis, 2838 nucleotides long. The record is from the annotation of a GenBank genome assembly. Lineage: Eukaryota; Metazoa; Nematoda; Chromadorea; Rhabditida; Aphelenchoididae.